This is a messenger RNA of Helianthus annuus (common sunflower), 2319 nucleotides long. RefSeq lists its product as uncharacterized. The record is from RefSeq and is a predicted model, not a curated record. The coding region runs from base 1 to 2319 and encodes 772 amino acids. The transcript has 3 exons. NCBI's taxonomy places the organism in Eukaryota, Viridiplantae, Streptophyta, Magnoliopsida, Asterales, Asteraceae.
AUGGAGGGUAAGAGUGAUGGGGUAAAACCUUUGGAUCCUGGUACUCCUGGGAACGAUGAUAACACUCCACCAGUACGUGGGAUUGGACUGCGAAUAACUAAUAUAGAGGGUAAUCCUAUGUUGCCAAGACGUGGUUUGUACUCUACUAAUAAUUCAUCGGUGAUUGAUGGCUUGUUUCAAAUUUCCAAACCUGUGGAACUAGAUGCUAUGGGGGGAUUCGGAGGAGGGUAUACGGCUGCCAACAUGCAGACUCAGGUAAACCCUAGUUCGAGUAAUGGGGAGAAGAAGGGUGCUGUUCUUGAUGAUGAGGUUUUUUGGGAUCCUUUGAAGAAAGACAACAAGACUUCGUAUGCGGAUAAACUUCAGUCUAAGAACCGAACCAAAAGGGAAGUAAACUUCCGUUUCAUGCAAACAGAUGAGGUAAGAGAAGAUGCUGACAUUGUUAUCCCUAGAGAGGUUGUUAAACAGGUCCAAGAGAAAUUUGAAAACGUUCUAUAUGGUUAUUUCUUGGGAAAUAGACUUCCUUUCCCGGUGGUAGAAUACUAUGCGAAAAAUGUUUGGUCGAAGUUCGGAUUCUCUAAGCUAAUGAUGAACUCAUCGGGUUUCUUUUUCUUCAAGUUUGAAGAAAAGGAGGGUAUGAUGAAAGUACUGGAAGGUGGUCCGUUGUUGAUAAGGAAAAUUCCGUUAUUUCUUAAUGUAUGGUCGCCGAAGUUGGGAGUUCCUAAAAGAUUGGAUUCAUACACAGCGGAUAUUUGUGCAGAGAAUUGGGGUAGGAGUAGCUAUGCCCGUGCUAUGAUAGAGGUAAAUGCGGAGAGUGAGCUGAAAGAUCAUAUCUCUAUUGCUAUUCCUAAGAUGGAUGAGGAAGGCUAUAUUAUGGAACAUAUUAAAGUUGAAUAUGAAUGGCGACCGCUUCGUUGUGCUACUUGCUGUCUAUUUGGCCAUGAUGAACACUCAUGUAGCAAAAAUGAUAAGGGUAAAGCAAAGCAGGUUACGAUAGACGAGGAGGGAUUUGUAACGGACCGGAAACGUGUUGCUAAGCAGGCUUUUCCCCAAAAGAAACAAAGGCCAAAGUUUAUGUAUAAACCGAAGAUGAACAACUAUGGUGCUAGUACAUCUGGUACGAAAUCUAAUAGUGGGCAGCCUAUGGUGAAAGUGACAAACCAGUUUCAGGCUUUACAUACAGACGAUGAUGGAGAUCUUCUAAAAGAUGCUAAUGGGCAACCUUUAGAGAAGGCAGAAGUGGUCAAGAUCACGAAGAUAAAUGAUGAGGUUCUAGAGACGAUCCCAACGGAAAUGUCUAAAUUUAUGAGUAACAACAUGAUGGGUAGCCAAUCUGAGGGGGCAAGCACUCCCGGUUCUAACAAGACUCAUGUUAGUGUAAACAACCUGGGAAAAAUUUGCAAGAAUGUCUUUCAAAGGUGGAACUGGACGUCAAAUGGAGGCUUAUGUCAAAGAGGAACUAGAAUUAUCUUGGGGUGGAAUACAGAUGAUAUUGACCUCAUGGUGCUCUCUCAAUCAGAUCAGGUUAUUCACACUCAAAUCCAUUUUAAAGCUGAAUCCAAAUCGUUUUUUUGUUCCUUUGUCUAUGCGGAGAAUAAGUAUCAAGAUCGUAGAACUCUUUGGGAUGAUCUUUGUAAGCAUAACACCUUAGCUCAUGAUCACCCGUGGGUAGUUUUAGGUGAUUUUAAUGCAGCCCUUAAUCUGGAAGAUUGCUUAUAUGGUACCUCGUCUCAUACAAUUGGUAUGAGAGAAUUUUUUGAUUGCAUUCAAGCUGUUGAGCUAGUGGAUGUUAACAGUCAUGGGUUGCAUUACACCUGGAAUCAAAAACCGAAGGAAGGGAUUGGAAUCCUCAAGAAAAUAGAUCGAAUUAUGAGCAAUAUGAAGUUCAUGGACUUAUUUCCGGAAGUGUAUGCGGUUUUUCAACCAGCUCGGGUUUCUGACCAUACCCCUUGUGUUCUGAAGCUAUCUUCUAUUACUCGUACCAAGCAGAGGCCUUUUAAAUUUCCGAAUUUCCUAACUUCUAAACCAGAAUUCAGACAAGUAGUUGUUAAUGAAUGGGCUAAGGGAGUGCAAGGAUGUCAUAUGUUUUCGGUUACUAAGAAGAUGAGGAAUCUUAAACCUUGUUUUCGUAAGCUUAUGCACCUCCAAGGAAAUCUGCAUGACAAGGUUAAACGGCUGCGUUGUGACUUGGAUUCCAUUCAGCAAAUUGUUGAUGCGAACCCUUUAGAUGGUGAAAGUGCAAAAACAACAGCACAGAAUGGAGGAGCUCUGGGCGAAAUUGGCGAACUCUCUCUAAACCCUACUUUCAUUCAUCUCUAA